Messenger RNA from Hyaena hyaena (striped hyena), 2727 nucleotides. It is a transcript of the gene MACIR, whose product is annotated as macrophage immunometabolism regulator. Gene Ontology annotation, biological process: negative regulation of fibroblast migration; negative regulation of cytokine production involved in inflammatory response. NCBI's taxonomy places the organism in Eukaryota, Metazoa, Chordata, Mammalia, Carnivora, Hyaenidae. The transcript has 3 exons. The record is from RefSeq and is a predicted model, not a curated record. Bases 266 to 889 code for a protein of 207 amino acids.
GCGCCGAGCGCGGUGGGAGAGGAGAGGGUACCCAGCUGGCUCGGCUGGCGGCCUCUGCCCGGAUCUCGGCGCCGCAGCCCUGCGCCUCUCCCGCCCUUCUCUCCGGCUCUGAGGCCCAGGCGCGGCGGAGGUGGCGGAGCCCUGGGCCACCGUAUCUGGAGUAGAGCAGAAAAAAUAGUAUGCCUGUGUUCCCUUGGGACUCAUUGGACAUUGUACAGUGACAUCUUCUGGGACUUAGUGUGGGGUGUGCGGACUGGUGCCUAAAAUGGAAGUGGAUGUUAAUGGAGAGACCAGAAGUACCCUGGCCACCCUGCCCUUGCCAGUGGCGGAGGCGAGCUCCCCGGGAAAGGCAGAAGCAGAGAAGCCGCGCUGUUCCAGCACGCCCUGCUCGCCGAUGCGCCGGACUGUGUCGGGCUACCAGAUUCUGCACAUGGACUCUAACUAUCUGGUGGGCUUCACAACCGGUGAGGAACUCCUGAAGUUAGCCCAGAAGUGCACAGGAGGUGAAGAGAGUAAGGGAGAAGCUGUGCCUUCCUUGCGCUCCAAACAGCUGGAUGCGGGACUUGCACGUUCCUCUCGUUUGUAUAAAACCAGAAGUAGGUACUACCAGCCAUACGAGAUUCCAGCGGUCAAUGGCAGGAGGCGAAGGCGGAUGCCCAGCUCAGGAGACAAGUGCACUAAAUCUUUACCUUAUGAACCUUACAAGGCCCUCCAUGGGCCCCUGCCUCUUUGUCUUCUUAAAGGUAAGAGGGCUCACUCCAAAUCUCUGGACUACCUCAAUCUAGAUAAAAUGAACAUCAAGGAGCCAGCUGACACAGAAGUGCUCCAGUACCAGCUUCAACACCUAACCCUCAGAGGGGACCGUGUGUUUGCUAGGAAUAAUACAUGAAUGACUUGCAGAGAGUGUAAACCAGUUUAGGUCAGCCUGUGCUUGGCUGGAAAAAUCCACUGUUGUACUCUGUACAGGACUCUUCAUGUUAUAGAUGGUUAUAUCAGCUCAGUGUUCCUGGAACAUAAAAAUUGUUUGGAUCAAAUUUCGAAUACAGGAAUGAAAUCACAGGUACUUGGGGGAAAAUCGUUCUAGAGCACGCAACUGCAAAGAAAACAGAAUGUUGGCCAUUAGUCUGUAUAGCUUUUUAGCUAGGAAAAAAGGCUUCGGUACAGUAAUACCAUCUUUAUGAUUCUGACACUCAAAUUGGGAAUGUUAUCUGCUUGGUUGUUGCUGACUUGGUAUGAUUCAUUAGAAAUUUAUAUCUUUAAGUACUCAAGUACUUCUUUAAUCUCUGUAUUUUACUAUAAAAUGUAUGUAAUGAUUUGUUUUACAAAAUUUAGAACUUGAACAUUGCUGAAUUGGACCACUUUUUAUUUUUAAAUAUUGAGUUUAAAGAUUUUAUAACUGGUUUUGCACUGAAAAAAAUUAACAUUUCAGAUUGACAAGAGAAUAAUCUUUCUUCACUUGCCUCAAUAAUACUAUUGAGCAAUGAAUUUUUUUAUUUCCGCAUGGAAAGUUAUUGAUCUCUAUGGCUGUAAAAUAUUUCUUUAUAGCAUUAUUAAAGUGUGUCUUAAUACAAUUAAAUUUGGGAUACAAAGUAUUUAUUUUACAAUGGGUGGGGGGAAGCUUUUCCAGAAAGUUUCCAAUAUGAACUUUUCAUAAGUUAAAAAAGUUACCUUAGUGCUUACUUUCUAAGUUAAAAUUCAUCUGGAACUUUAAAACGGAAAGGAUUCUUUUAAUUGUGGAUGAUAGGCAUAAUACUGUUUGCAUCUGAAUGUUCUGUAAGUGAAUGAAACUUUAAUAGAAGGACUCAUGAUUUCUACUCUCGAAUGCUUAAACUAAGUAUGAAGUGAUACCAUUCAGCAUGGCAUUGGGUCAUUCCAGUUUUAGUUCUGUGCAGCUCAGAGCGCUCAUUGAAAUUUCAGUUUCUAGGAUUAGUGUGGGAGCCUAAAGGGCUUCCACAGUUUUAAUGGGUUAAUCCUGGAUUAUUUAACAAUUUAUGUCAAUUGCACUGGUUUAAUUUGUUGCUAAAGAAAUAAUGCCCUGGCUUUAGUAACAAAUACAGCUCAACUAUUCUUGAAUAUAUUUUGAGGAAAAUGUAUGUAACUUAACCUUUUGUAAAAGUUUCUAUUUCUUUUUUCUUUGUUGACUCUUGAAGGUGCAAUUUAUUACCGAAUUGGCAUUUCUGGCAGCAUAGAACUGCUUAUUUUAAAUUUUAUUUUGGGGACUGUGAGUUUCUUAGGUGUUAGCAAUCUUGCUUAUAAAAUAAGAACACCUUUUAUUAAUGAGUGGGUCAUUCCUGGUGCAGAUAUGACUUUUAUUUAGCCAGAAUGAAUGCAAACUCUAUUUAGAACAGAGUAAGUAUUAGAAAACCCUAGGAACUCUUAAAUAAACAUUUAUUAUACUUUCACUGAGACAAAUCAUGUGAAAGAGCCUUGGGGAAGUUGACCCAUUUCUUAAGACUGAGUUGAUCAGAUUUCUUGGUGGGCUGGAAAUUUUCAGCUGUUGUAUAUUUCAAAGUAAAUUGCACCUUUGUAACAUAUUGUAUUGACGAAUGAUCACUAAGAUUAACUAUAUCUAUACAGUCAUUAGUUUGACAAGAAAUAGAAUCCUGUCAGAUGCCAAAGAGUUGGGAUUUUUACGUUUAAUGAUUAAACACCGUUAUUUAUUGAUGAUUUACCCUGUGGAACUGUGUUAUUUCUAACUAUGAAAUAAAAGGGUGAUGUAAACACACA